Molecule: messenger RNA, 3883 nt
Organism: Parasteatoda tepidariorum (common house spider)
Lineage: Eukaryota; Metazoa; Arthropoda; Arachnida; Araneae; Theridiidae
Source: RefSeq, a predicted model, not a curated record
CCUUUUUUGACAGGAGUUUCGGGCUCAAUAGUAGGAGCGGUGGCUGUUUUUUCCGGUGAUGUUUCCUCAACAUUGGAUAUAUUAUUAGAUAACAGUAUGUGUGAAUCAGAAUUUGUCGUGCCAUUUAGGCUCGAUGAUCUUUUUAUGAAUUCUUCCCGGCAGUAUUCGGUUCAGGAAGUGUAUUCUAAGCAAUAUAUAACAGUGGAAGUGUUACAACUGAAACGCUCCAUGUAUGAUGAUAGUGAUGGCUUUAUUUUUAAACACUUUGAUUUGUACUGUAAUCUAAUAAGACAGUUUAAAGAUUUUGAUGAAAGUACAUUGCUUACUGCUUUUCGAGUUCUUGCUCAAGUUGCUGAAAAGAUGUUUAAGUCACUCGAAAGCUUGCUGGAAGAUGAAGAUGAGGAAUUAGACCAGGAUUUGUGUUUUACUAACCGAAAUAUAUUGAAGAUGUGUAUUUACUUACUUUGUCAAUUAACAAAUGUAUACGAAGAAGAGAUUUUGAAAAAGACUAUUGCUGCAAAUAUUGUAAAAGGAAGAAGAAAAAAGGCAUCUGUUGAUGAUUUUGAAUCUAAAGAAUGGCCUGAAGAACGUGUGAAAUUCCUCGUGAUUAUUAAAAAGUUAUUCAGAUUGCCUAUUAAAAAGCUUUGGUCUCCACCUAUUAUUGAACAUGAGUUAAUAAAUUUUGUUACAAAUGUGUUCUUCAAGCUUCUAGAAAAUGCUGAUGUGGCACGAGAUAAAAGUGUCAAGAUGGAAAUAUUUCGAUUUUUAGGAACGAUUCUUAUUGAAAACCGAACUGGUUUAGCUUACAGUAUUAGAAUUCUUCAGCUUGUUCAAGAUUAUGAACAUUUACCUAAUAUCAUGGCUGAAGUUGUUGUCUAUUUUGUACAAGAAUGUUCAGCUGACACCUUAGUUUCAGAUAUAUGCAGAGAGGCAACUUUACUAGACAUGAAAACUUUAACUCAAAAUCUAACUGCUGCCCACUCUUUGUCUACAUUUCUUACAACAAUAUGUGAAAAAUGUCCUGAUAAAGUUUUAAAUAUCAUUGGGUCUCUUCUCCAGUUUCUGGAAUGGGAGUCUCAUGUUAUGAGGAAUUGCACCUUGUCAAUUAUGGGGACUCUUCUGAAUAAAAUUUUAGCUAAUGAAAACCUUGAUGAAAAACAGAAAAAUAUUAGAGAAGAAUUGCUAGACAAAAUUGAAACUCAUCUUUUAGAUACCAACUCUUUUGUUAGAAGUAAGGCAAUUCAAGUCCUGAAAAUGCUUCUGGAUGAAAAAGCACUGGCAUCUUUUGAACUUUAUCGCAUUGGAAUAUCAAUAUCAAAGCGUCUGAGGGAUAAAGCAAGCAAUGUUCGCAAAAAUGCAAUGUCAUUCUUAGCCCAGUUUAUCAAAGUGAAUCAAUUUGCCUGUCAGAUUCCAUUGUCUGUUUUAAAAGAGAGUUAUCAGAAAGAAUCCCAAAAUCUUAAAGAUAUGGAAAAAUCAAGACCAGUCAUAUUUGAUGAUUCUGAUGAUGAUGAGCCUCAAGGAGAGAAAGAAAAAGCUUUAAUUUUUGAUGACUCUGAUGAGGAAGGUGAUUCACAAAAAGCUAAAGAAAAUUCAGGCAACACUGAAGAAAAUGAAAAUGAAGCAAUGGUAUUGGGUGAUGCUGAGCAAAAUCAGGAAAAGACGUCCACGGAUAAUUCAGAUAUUUUGGAGAAACAAGCUCUAGUAGCAUACUUAAAGAACACCUUGAAUUUUGCAGAGGUUAUUCACGGUGUAGUUCAACCUAUAUGUACUCUGCUUCACUCAUCUACCCAAACUGAUGUAUUAGAAGCUAUAGAGUUCCUGACUACAGCAUCUGGCAGCCUAGUGAAUGGAUUAGAAGCUGGUGUUCGGGAAAUACUGAAUUUAGUGUGGUCGAUUGAGUUGCCUAUUAGAGAUGCAGCUUUGAAAGCAUUUAAAGCUCUGUAUCUCACAGAAGUAGAAGAAAAGAGAGAUGUUGCAAACAUAGCCAAGAACCUGUUACUCAUGUUAAGGAAUGCAACUAUGGAUGACUUGGUUAAUUUAGAAGCUUUUGUGCAACACUUUUGUGCUCUUGGCGAAAUCCCUGCCUCCAUGUCGAGCAUACUUUGGACAAACUUUGUGAAUUCUGAUUCUUCUGAUGAAGAAAAAGUAUCUAUUCUGAUAUUGUUAGGCAUGAUAGCAAGUGUAAAUCCUAGUUUUGUGUUGCAAAAUAUGAAUGCUAUUGUCGAAAGGGGAUUACAUCCUGAAAACAGCUUUCUAAUAGCCAUGCAUUCAUUAAAGGUGCUAAAACAAAUCAACAAGAAUAAAAGAGGAAAGUUUGACUCAAUUCGUCCAUCUGAUUUAGAAAUUCGAUUUCCAAAAGAUCAUAUAAUUGCUGAAAAAAUUAAACAUCUUUUGAUUGAAGGUAUCACAAACAAUAAUGAUGAUAAGUGGACACCUAUGGCAAAUGAAGCAGUGUGUGCUAUAUUUGCUCUUAUUGAGGAACCUGCAUCUUUGUGUUCAGAAAUCACUCCACAAAUUGCUGAUCAGCUGAGUAGAUAUUUUGUAUUUACUGACGAAGCUAACAGUGAAGGUACUCCUGAGAAGUUUAAUGUCCCGAGUGUCCAUUUGUCAAGAUUUCUGUCAUUGUGUGGACAUAUUGCUUUACAUUAUGCAACAUAUUUGAAAGUUGAUCACUUUGCUGUUCUCAGAAGAGAAGAACUUUACAGAGAACAGCGAAGAAGGAAAUCGGUUGUCAGUGCCAGUAUCUCUACUCCAAAAUUUUCAAGAGUAAAUGGUAGUCCAUUAAGAUCAAAAAGGCGUAAGAGUAUUCAAAAAGAAUAUAAGCUUAUACCACCUACUGAUGAAGAAACUACUUAUGAACAAGUGCUUGAGAUGUGUGCCGAAGAAGUACAAGAUGAAACAAAGCUGCUUGGAAGCUUAUUACCUCUAGUUGUCGGAAUGUGUCGGCAAACAUUAAGAGACUAUGACAAAGAUAUACAAGCUUCUGCCUCACUAUCUUUAGCAAAGUUUAUGCUACUUGGAGAGAAAGUGUGUGCUGACAACAUACAGCUGCUUGCUACCAUUACUGAAAAAUCUCCAGAACCAUAUAUUAGAGCAAAUAUGAUUAUUGCUUUAGGAGAUUUAAGUACCAGCUUCCCCAAUAUUAUUGAGCCAUGGACAUCUCAAUUGUUUAACAGAUUAUCUGAUCCAGAUGCGUCGGUUAGAGAAUCAGCCAUCAUAACCCUCACUCACCUCAUACUACAAGAUUUUGUUCGUGUAAAAAGCUUGAUAAGUGAAGCAGCCAAGUGCUUAGCAGAUACAGAAAACAAUAUAUCUGAUGUUGCUAAAUUCUUAUUUUUAGAGCUUUCUAAAAAGGGCAAUAUUAUAUACAAUAUCAUACCAGACAUCAUAAGUUCUUUGAGUGAUCCUAAAGCUGAUUUUAGUGAAGAAAAGUUUCAAGUAGUGUUAAAGCACAUGCUUCAGUACGUUGAGAAAGAGAAAUUGGUUGAAGGACUCGUGGAAAAACUGUGCUAUCGAUUUGCUGAUUCAAGCACUGACAUUCAACUCCAUGAGCUGACGUUCUGCUUAAGUAUACUUACUUUGAAUGACAAGUGCUACAGCAAAUUAAUGGAAUUCAAGAACUUCCUGAAAGAGCGUAUGAGUGAUCCUGUCAUCAUGAAAUACAUCACCAACAUUACUGCCAAUGCGAAAAAGAAUGAUGCCAAAACAGCUGCUGAGCUUGAAACUUUCAGGAAAGAACUGGGUCUCUGAAAUGAUCAUUAUUUGUUAUGCACUCACUUUGUAUUUAUUUUAUUUGUAAAUAAUUUAUUGUUUCUUCUUUGAGUCUCAUUUAUACUCUCAACCUGUAAAAAGGAUUAAAAAAAUCAAUAUUUUUGUCAUAAAA